Linepithema humile (Argentine ant) is the source of this 6905-nucleotide messenger RNA. NCBI's taxonomy places the organism in Eukaryota, Metazoa, Arthropoda, Insecta, Hymenoptera, Formicidae. The record is from RefSeq and is a predicted model, not a curated record.
UGAAAGGGCAUUUAUCUAUAGGUUUUUGUAUGUUUGUGUAAUUACGCGCUCUUUUUAAAAUCGUGCAAUUUGAGAUGUGGCUCACAUUAUUACACAUUUGAUCGUCGAAUCGAGUGCUCGUUAAAUUUCCACCGUUAACUCGCUGCUACCUCUCGUUUACAAUACGAUCGCGUUUCAAUCUCGGAUUACACUAUGUUUCCAUAUACAUGUUUACAACAGACUCGUUUCUCUCUCAUCUCUAUUAAAUAUAGAUAUUUUUGUAUAUCUUUAUUUCAAAUAAUAGGCAUUUUCCAACAUUUACACGGAUCAGCUAUCUUCUUUUUUUUUUUAAAUUCGAAUCUCGUCUGAAUUAUCAUUAAAUUGUCGCUGCUCGAGUGAACAGCGAUAAUGCGAGAAUUCAAUUUUGGCUCGAUUUCUUGGAACCAAUUUGAUUUCGCGCGCGCGCGUAUAUAAGGAGCAAAUAUCUCGGAUAGUAUCUAUAGAUACUGCUUUAAUGCCGCGGGAUAUAAAUAAAAGACUUUUCAUAUCGAUUUCUGGAUUCUUGCACAUUCUUUACUACGCGUCGCGAGCCAGUGUAAAUUAUUCUGAUAAUGGCUAUUGCAUGCGGUCGACGAUCCUCUCUCUUAAUGGGCUUGCCAGGACAUAAGAUCCGCUCGAGGCCAGACGGCGCCAGUUUCUCGGCUCCUUGCCAUUACCAGCAGCAUGUAUUUCACUAUCUUGCUAUGCGCAUGCAUAUUUCCAAACAGUUCGAUAUCGCAGACGAGAAGUUGGAAUAGAAGUUGAAACUCGAUAAAAGUGUGAGGGAGAAGUGAUGCGUGUAAAAAUUGAAUACAGUAAAAAUCCUUAGAAUAAAGCAAAUAGCGCAUCGAUGCAUUUCAUACCUAUUUUGCAUAUUAGAAACACUGCGAAUAUAUUACGAAUUACAAACUCUUUUCUAUAUUUUUCUAACAAAGGACACGCAAGACAACAGACUUUAUUCAGAAAUAAUAUCGUUAAUGGCAGGGAAAAGGUAUACAAAAGCACAAACGUGUGUUACCUGACAUAAAUUUCGCUGAGAACGAUGAUUAAUGUCUUUGCAAGAAAAACAUAAUCAUUCGUGUUUGCGAUCGUCCUAAUCUAUGAUUGACUUAUUUUGGAGUCAUUCGAUCGGAGUUGCGUCCUUGGUCGAAUAUCGUUCUCCUUGCUAGCGGCCCAUAUUUUUAUCGACGGAACUGUCUAUUUUUAGGAACAUACAACAAAAUAUCGACACCGCGCCAAGGUUUUGUCAAUGAGGUUUUCUCGACGCAAGUCGAACGAACGUGAUCUUAUCAAGAAUGUGACGCGAAGUAUCGCUGCGCUUUAUAUAACUUGCCUUGAAUGCCAUUUAUCGUACGUGCCUCUCCGCAAUCAAUUCUUUAAUAAAUUACGAAGAUUUUUGAUUGUUCUUACUAAAGAGAAUAAUUCCAAAUUCAUUGAAAAAUUUUUAAGUAUCGUAAAUUCGAGUUGCCGUUCAAUUUUUGUUGGGAGCACGUUUCCUCAACGAAAUCUCGCGCGUAACUUUCUUACUGGCUACUGCGUCGGACUUACAAUAGCCAGCUGAGCUGAAUGCUACACGUAGACCAUUUUCCGGGUCAACGGCCCAACUGCAUAUGACGCACGUCAGGCAGAAAGGCAAAGCUGAAUGAGGCUGAUGGAACCGUUGGGUGUCGCCCAGGACAUUGUGGAGCCGGCUGCGCUGAAACGAUGGGCCGAUUAUCCCAUCCAGCAUCGAUUCACGGACUACUCCGAAUCGGUCAGAGAAACGGCGCAUCACGCUAUAAGCCCUUUCCCUUAUCAACCGUCACUUAACAACAAGCUCGCGCUAUGGACUGGAGACAUCUCAAUAUUGCAAGUGGAUGCAGUAGUGAAUCCUACCAACGAGACGAUGGAUGAUAAUAGUCCAAUGUGCCAAAAAAUAUUUAGCCGAGCUGGUUCUGCACUCAAAAUAGAAAUAUAUAAUGAAGUGAAAGAAUGCAGAACUGGCGAAGUAAGAGUAACACAGGGUCACGGAUUACCUGCUCGUUUUAUUAUUCAUACUGUUGGACCAGUUUAUAACGUCAAGUAUCAAACAGCUGCGCAAAAUACAUUACAUUGUUGCUAUAGAAAUGUCUUGCAAAAAGCAAGAGAACUAGGGCUGCGUACCAUUGCUUUGCCAGUAAUAAAUUCGGUACGGAGAAAUUAUCCUCCAGAUGCAGGAGCGCACAUAGCUCUCAGAACUGUACGUAGAUUUAUGGAGCAAUAUAGUGAUUCAUUAACAUGUAUUAUAUUUGUACUGGAACCGUGCGACCUCGGGAUAUACGAAGUCCUUCUGCCGCUUUACUUUCCCCGAAAUUUGGCAGAGCAGGAUAACGCUUGCUGGCAGUUGCCGAAUGACAUUGGUGGUAUGGAUGGGGAACCUUUACUCCCAGACAGACAAAUCAGAAUUAUUGACAAUCCUCAGCAUGCGUUACACGGUGACGAGACGGUGGAACUUUCGGCACAAUUAGAGACAUCGGUGAAUAUCGGCGAGCAUGCUUUUGCACAAAUGCAAGGUGAUUUGGACCGCCAGAGACUCUUGGGAGAGAGGCCUCCUGCCGAUCCACUGGCGGAUAUCAUGCUCAAGCAAAUGCAGCAAAAAGAAAGGUACGAAAGGCUCCUCAGGAGGGCGAAGACAGAGGAUCUCACCGAAGUCUCGGGGAUCGGUUGUCUGUAUCAGAGCGGCAUCGAUCGACAGGGUCGACCUGUGGUCGUCUUCGUCGGCAAAUGGUUUCCAGCCUCCAAAAUCAAUCUAGAUAAGGCUUUGCUGUACCUGAUACAGUUGUUGGAUCCCAUCGUGAAGGGUGAUUACGUUAUCGCAUAUUUCCACACCCUUACGGCCAGCAGCAAUUACCCCAGUUUACACUGGCUGCGCGAAGUCUACAACGUGCUUCCCUACAAGUAUAAGAAGAAUCUGAAACAUUUCUACAUUAUCCAUCCUACCUUCUGGACCAAGAUGAUGACGUGGUGGUUCACGACCUUCAUGGCCCCGGCCAUUAAACAAAAAGUUCACAACUUGCCCGGAGUGGAAUAUCUUUACGAAGUUAUGCCGCCUGACCAACUUGAGAUUCCAGCGUACAUCACGGAAUACGACAUGACGAUAAAUGGCCUUAGGUAUUAUCAGCCGGACCAGGUCGCGUCAUCGCCGUCAACGUCCACGUAACUCGCACGUGAAAAUCGAAACGCAAGCAGCGAAGCGUCAAGACCGAGGCCAGAUCAAGUGUUUCGUGCAUUCGUACGGCUGACUAUCCGUAUUCUUACAGUGGCAUCCGCGCGCCGCUCAAGCGCGAGAGCCGUGCGCGUGCAAUUCGUGAUCGUCGGCGCAUACCGCCGGUUAUCGGCGAUGAUAAGGCGAAAAGCACGAUGCUGCCUGGACACGAUAAUCCGUAUCUUCGAUAAAGUAGCCCGGCUCCGCAAUACCUCGAAGUCGAUUUGUCCAAGUGCCUCGUGAUGGACCGUGUUCGAGCAGGGAGAGAAAAAAAGGACGAGAGGACGAUCGGCCGCGCGAAAGAAUGUCGAUGCGAGAAUAUUAAUAGAAAAAAAACGUAAAAAAAAUCAAGAAACCACUGCCCGCCUGCUUUUGACGUUUUGAUCGGUUCUUUCCGCUCGCGUGCACGCUUACGCGAGCCUCACGUUCCCGAAAGUAUGAGGGUGAAAAAUUUGGUGCUGGACAAUCCGCGUUUAAGAUAAGGCGAUCGAGAAAGCCUGGACACAACCCGUGCGUAUCCGUUGGAAGUGCACUGCUGGACAGCGUAUAUUCAUUAUUUCAGUAAUAUAGCUAACGAAUUACUAAUUCGCUUAGAGCGAACAUCGGCUGCCAAAAACAUCAAUAAUCAGUAUUUUCGUCGUCGUCGUCGCACGCAAGAAACGAAAUCCGAAGCUGAAACCUCUAUUAAUCUCGCCCUUGUACAUAUUACGCUACUCGUGGCAGAUUCUUAGCGUAGUACUGCCUGUGAAAGCGGUAGGAGAGGAGACAAAGGGGGAAUAUGUCCGACGACGCUCUAUAGAAUUAUAAACGUCGGCUUAAAUACAGACCGUCGAUCGCUUUCUGUUAUUUUCGUAUAUCAAUCGUUAUACAGCGAAGAGUGUCUAUUUGAUUAUUGUAUAUUGUCAAUAUUUUAUCAAGUCACAUCGUUGAUAUAGAGAUCGCGUUGUGCUGCCGUCGUCGCCGCCACCGCCGCCGCCGCUGCUGCUACAUAGCCGCGGUAUUUUUCGAUAUAACUAGGAAUAAAUCGUCGGCUACAAAUACAGGAGAGCGGUUGGAUGUUUUACUGUGAUGUCAUGUUUUCGGCACUCAGCAGAUUCGAUUGAUUUUAAAGAUGUAUCUGUCAUCUCUUGCGGAGAGAGGAAACGAGAGAGACACUUUCGACGCGGGGCGACGAGCGCGUCCGCGAAAGUGUUAUCGUUGAGCGCCGAAAUCGUACGUACGGGACAGUCGUAGAUUAGAAGAAGCAAUAAACUUUAAGAGCUUGCUCGCGAUGUAUUUCGGGAGGCAAAAUCGUUAUCCCCGUUGUUAAGCAUUUUUAGCGAUUAAAGAAAUAAAUUAAAGAAGUUAAAACCUGUUAAACGCGUCGAUUAGCCCAUUUCUCACGCCCGCCAAAUCACGAAUCUACUUCGAUCAAGUAAUAUUAGCGCCCUUCCCUCUUCCGCUCUUCUUUGAUCUUUCGUCGAUUAGUUUGCGGCACGAGGAAACGAUGUCGUGCAUUAAUCAACCGCGGACGAGCUGAGAAGGCAAUGGGUUAAUUGACCAUGCUACCUCCGCCAAAAAAAAAAAAAAAAAAAAAAAGAAUAGGAUCGUCCGUAUGAUCGAACGCAUAAGUGUUUAUACGCAUUGAGAGAUUUAGGUAGUUGUGGAAUUCGAAAGAUGCUACUCGUAACCGUCGUCGUUGAUUGCGUUCGGAAAACGCAACGAUUCGGACAAUUGUUGCGUUUUCUUGAACGCAGUCAUUGUUCGCGAAGGAUGAAUAGAACUUUUUCGUCUUACUGUACCUACAUAAACCUGUUUUGCAAAAAACUUUCAAUGCUGUUCGCGCUACGAAUAGUCGGAAAAGGGAAAUCUCGUACUAUUCGGAGGGGCCAAUGGUAUCACACAGUGACGCAAAUAGAAUAUUUUUCACUUUUACGUUCGGCGACCUCACUGUCCGUCCCUGACAAUCGAGUUUAAUGAGUAGUGAAGGAUUUCAAAGGUGCAACAUCGUUCAGAGAUCGUUGUUAUUUAUAUAUCUUAUAUUAGUCGUUAUCGUUCUGUUAUCGUUCGAACUUAUUAAAUCAAGAUUCGGCAAUUCUUAUGUGAUACGAUUCAAUUUUUGAAUAAAUUUUGAAAUUGCAGAGGAGAGACUUAUUUUUAAUAUGGACAAUUGUUUGUUUGUGAUCUCGACGGUGUACUAUUACUUUUAGUAAGCAUGUAUACGAUAAACGGAAUUUAAUUAAUUGACGAGAGCGAUGAUACGAUUAAGGUUUUUUGACGGCGAUAUAUUAUGUUGGUAUAUAUUAUCAUAUAUAUAUAUAUAUAUUUAUAUGUUAAACAAUUGACAAUUGAGUCUAUGCUUAUGUCGACAAGUACUUACUCGAAAAUCGAGAGAAAAUCCUUGUAAUAUACAUAUAUAUAAUUUUUUAAGGUCCUAAUCUAGUCAAAUAUCGUAUAUCUGCCAUGCAGAAAAAUAUGUUUUCUUGUGAACGAAUAUGCAUCACAUUCGUAAAAAAUAUCGCUAACAUCUACUUCAUCGCGAUAUCUUUUUUUUAUGAACUCUAGCUUUAAGAUUUUUUCUAAUUACAUUCCCGCAAAACAUUAAUCACAUACUUUUAUUUCAGCAUCUGUGAUUAUAAUGACCAGAAAACGUGUGAAUAUGCAAUUAGAAAAGUUUUUCUCCCACUAGGCUAUAAUCGUGUAAUUCUGCUGAAGUGAUAAUAUCCACAUGGAUCGUUUGUGCCGAAACCAACUAGACUAGGACCUUAACAGUGAAUUAGUCAAUCAGCUAAUAGUAUCGUCAUGAGAUACAUGAAUGUAUGUACGAAAUGAGAGUAUGACAUCUCGUCUUGGCAUCACGAAUCGAAGCGUGCUAUUUCCAUGAUAAAUGAAUAGUUUCCGCAAUAAGAUAUUUUAUUCUUCAAUAUUUUAAUGUAAUAAAAUGAGGUGCAGUAAUCGGCAAGUUAAAGCUUAGCAUUUACGUACGAAAAAUGGUUGUUAUUGCUUUUUCGGAUACAUUGCUAUAUUUAAAAAAAUAUUUUUUAACAAAGCCAGAUAACAAAGUUCGUAAUAUGAAAUUAAAACUUGUAUUAAUCUCAUCUAAACGUUUAAUUUUUCGAAUAAUGUGACACAAGACUUUUAUAUCUAAAUGUCAUGGAAGUUCAUAUUACUACGUACGUAUUGUUUAUCGUAUCGUUGGCAUUGAUUGCUCACUUAAUGUCAUAUAAAAGUAUGUAAACGAUAAAAGUAAUUAUGGAAGAGACGCUUCGCAAUCGUGCACGCUAUUACGACUUAGAAAGUGAGAAAUGCUCUGUUCAAAAUACUAAUUAAAUAUAUCUGGAAUUGUUUCAGGCCAAAGAAAAGCGCUGAAACAAAAAUGAACCUUGUAAUUAUUAAUUAUGCUAAACUUAGUUAUUUCUUUUACAUAGCAUUUAGCGAUACAUCAUAGUUACGGUUGUGUUAUGAAUAUCGUACGAUCUAAGAGGUAAUUUGGUUUACUAACACGGUUCUAUAGUUUGUACUUAAGAAUAGAUUGUUACUGAACAAACUUUGCGCGAACAUCAUUUAUCGUUUAUUGUUUUCAAUAGAUGUCAGCGCAUGACCUUUUAACAGGUGCACUUCUUUCGUUGUAUCAUUUUUUAUAGAAUAUAAAACGUAUUAUUUCAAUAAAAUCUCUACGAUCUUA